This is a messenger RNA of Haemonchus placei, 1414 nucleotides long. Lineage: Eukaryota; Metazoa; Nematoda; Chromadorea; Rhabditida; Trichostrongylidae. The record is from the annotation of a GenBank genome assembly.
AUUUCCCUUCCAAGAUUCUGCUUGUUUUAAAAGCAACCAGGUGGUAUUCAAGGAAAAUAGCAUUAUUUCGUUUAGAUUCUGCUCGAAAUGCAAUAUAUGGUUGGCUGUUCUAUGCGGCUUGUUUUUUCUCCUCAGCAUCGCCCUAUUUGUGGUAUGGGCAGUCACCAGCCACGGUUUCUCUAAUCUUGGAGGGCUACCAAAGGUGUGCAGUACGAAGGAGUGUAUUGACACAGCUUUUCGGAUAUCGAAUUCUGUCGAUGACGCAGUGGAACCAUGUGAAAACUUCUAUCGCUAUUCGUGCGGCAAAUUCCAUCGUCAAGACAUUGAGAAGCAGAUGAACUUCCUCGAAAUCCAAACUGAUGCUACCCGACGUAAACUUCACAGUAGAGAAAGAAUCGGAUAUUCUGCGUUGAUCGACCUUUUGAAGAAUUUACCAUGUGGUCCGAUUUUGGAAGGAUGUAACUUCAGCCCAGUUUCGUACAGCUGGGAGCGACAUAGCGGUAUGCUAGAUUGGUAUGCUGACCAAUACAAUUUUGUGGUGUUCGGCACGGAUGUUUAUCUGAAAGAUCGUUCGCAAUUAAUUUUACAGUUCCAACCACCUGAUCUGUCGCAAAUUAUCGGUCCAAUUCGAGCAGAUCUCAUAAAAAUUGCCAACCCUGGACCAACCGAGUUGGAACCACUCCUUCAAGUGCAAAUACGACAGCUCACAAGGUCUACUGAUCCGAACAUCACCGACAUGAAGCUCGAUGACUUCAAGUCCAUAGCACCACAGAUAAGUUGGCGUGAUCUGUUGGGAGCAGAGUUGUCCCCGUUGCUGAAUUUAACGGAUACAACUAUGGUGUCAGUGAUGAAUCUCGAGUACUUCAACCAAUUGGCUCUGCUGGCUGCACGUUAUUCCCUUCAGACGAUGGCCAACUAUCUUGUAGUAGUGACGGUGAAACAUCUGCAAGCCUUUACUUUCGACGAAAAACGACAGCCGAGCUGGUUACAGUGCGUCGAAAAUCUUGAGACUUUCGAGCCCGUUCAAAAGUUGUACAUCACCAAUAAUCAACUGAACAAGAAAGAUAAAAUCCUUUCCUUUCUUGGAGAGCUUAAGAAGAACUUCUUGGCUACUCAUCAGACGCAGUCACCUCAAUACGUCAGCGACAUUAAUCGCAUCGCCUUCUUAGUCGGAUAUCCUCAACGACUCAUGGAUGAAGAGCUUGUUUGGAAACCCUUUUCUCCUGUUGUGGUAGACUUUGACGACUACUUCGGUUCGAUCACGAGGCUGCUACGGAGACAAAGUACCUACCGACUGGCGAAGAUCGGUACCUCAUUGGAUCCAGAUGAUACAACAGUGUAUGAUGUGCUUCGGCCUACCAUUGAAUACAACGGUCAUCUCUCCAUCAUGGGUAUAACUUUAUUACACAUUUGA